Molecule: messenger RNA, 197 nt
Organism: Gongylonema pulchrum
Lineage: Eukaryota; Metazoa; Nematoda; Chromadorea; Rhabditida; Gongylonematidae
Source: the annotation of a GenBank genome assembly
UUGUACAAUUGCAGUGGCGCAGACCUACUCGUCGACUUUUCUAUUACUCUUUCCGUACCAUCCCAUGGACAAAUUGAUGCAUCAGCAGUGAAAAAUGUAUUGAUAAGCGCACUGCCACGUAUCGAAAUGAAUCUCAACGGUAUUCGCAUCGAUCGGAGUAGUGUUUCGGUGCAGUAUUACGAUUCUCACAGCUGACA